AUGUUUAGAAAUAAUUAUGAUAAUGAUACAGUCACUUAUUCACCAACAGGACGAUUAUUUCAAGUUGAAUAUGCUUUGGAAGCUAUAAAACAAGGAUCAGCAGCCGUUGGUCUAACUUCAAAAAAUCAUGUUGUAUUAGUUGCAUUAAAACGUAAUGCAGAAGAAUUAGGUUCAUAUCAAAAGAAGAUUAUAAAAAUAGAUUCUCAUAUGGGUGUUGCAUUGGCUGGAUUAGCACCAGAUGCGCGAGUAUUAUCAAAUUACCUCAAGAAGAAAGCCAUGGAAAAUAAAUUAAUAUUUGAUAAGCAAAUUCAAACUUAUAAAGCAGUAUUAUCAAUUGCUGAUAAAGCUCAAGAAAAUACUCAAGGUUUCGGGUCAAGACCUUAUGGUGUUGGAUUAUUAAUUGCUGGUUAUGAUGAAACUGGCUCUCAUUUAUUUGAAUUUCAACCUUCUGGUUCUGUAUUGGAGUAUUUUGGUGCUGCAAUUGGUGCAAGAUCACAAGCUGCAAGAACUUAUUUAGAAAGAAAUUUAGAAAUAAUUCAACAAGAAACUGAAGUGGAAAAAUUAAUUGUACAUGGUUUAAAUGCAUUAAGAGAUACUUUAAGUCAAGAUGUUGAAUUAACUUUUAAAAAUACAACAGUUGCUGUAGUUGGAAAAGAUCAAGAAUUUAUAACAUAUGAUGAUGAAGAUGUGCAACAAUGGUUAGAUAAAUUAGAUUCUGUAUCAAAUGCAAGAAAUAGAGAAGAAGAAACUGAAGAAAAUACUGAAGAAAAUACUCACGAGACUAAUAAUGAGGAUAAUCAAGAUCAUCCAACGAAUGAAGACAGAAUGGAAACAGAUGAAUAG
This is a messenger RNA of Insectozyma verbasci, 843 nucleotides long. Lineage: Eukaryota; Fungi; Ascomycota; Pichiomycetes; Serinales; Debaryomycetaceae. The record is from the annotation of a GenBank genome assembly.